AUGUCGGAUGCCCAAGCCCGGAAGAGCUCCCAGGGCGAAUUACAGGAUCAGGACCAAACAACACCACCUCCAUCGUACAAACGGCGGCGUAUAGCGCUAGCUUGCACAUCCUGCAGGAAUCGCAAAUCACGUUGCAAUGGCGCUAGGCCUUCUUGCAGUCUCUGUGUCGAGCUCGGCUUCGAGUGCAUAUAUCAACAACCUGCCGCGGGUAAUGUCAGGCCGCCUCAGUUACAGCCAGGCUAUGAUGAGAGGUUGCGGGCUAUCGAGGACACGCUCAGGCUGCUUGUGAAUCGAAACCACCCUCCGUCAGAUGGCUCUGAGCAAUUGAACCCAUCAAGCCACGAGCCCAACCGGCCCAGUCAAGAAGCGACUACCACCAUUCAAGAGCCACGACAAGUGCACAACGAUGACGAAGACGUUGCAAUCCUCGACGAGGAUGACUCUCUACAACAGAAUGCCGAGGACUCUGUGGAUGGCAUGGCCGCCAUCACCGAUCCGGAAGAGACGGAAUCCAGGUUUUUCGGUCCGUCCUCGAACAUUGCGUUGCUCCGCCAUAUAUCGGAUGCGACUUCAGCCACGCUGAAGGCAAUUGGGCAGUCUCGACACUCGGAAAGUGGAAUUAAUCAGCCCAUCGUCUCUAGGGUAGCCUCACCAGUCACUACAACUUUCUCAGAGACCAGCCCCAUCGCUCGACACCACAUCAACAUCCGGUCGCUCCCUCCGGAAGAGCGCGCCCUGCACCUCAUCAGGCUAUUCUUCUCUGAUACAGGGAUGCUGUUUCCCUACAUCCACGAGCAAGAUAUUCUCCGUACAUACUCCGCUGCUCGGAGGAACCGCUUUACUGCAGUGAGCCGUUCUUGGCUAUGCCUCAUAAACGCCAUAUUUGCGUUUGCAACCUAUAUCAGCGCUAAACCUGAUCAGUCUGCUGAAAAGAAUGCGGCCGAGUCAGAGAUAUUCAUAGAAAGGGCACAAGCUUUGUCGGCUGAGAUCGAGAUGAAAUCAGCCAGCUUAGAGACCGCAGUCCAAUGCUUGCUCUUAAUGGCGCAGUAUCGCCAAGGCACUCAACGGUCUGAUCAGGCCUGGAACCUGCAUGGCCUCGCAGUCCGUGCAGCGAUCCAACUAGGAUUACACUCGCAGACGGCUUCUUCAGGACUGAACUUGGUGGAAGCCGAGAUACGCAAGCGGACAUGGUUUGGGUGUAUGAUCUUAGACAGGACACUAAGCAUGACCUUUGGUCGCCCUUGCAUGAUGCCCAACUCGAUAAUAAAACUAGAUCUUCCGCUGAAUCAGAACUUGGAACGACUGUCAAUGCUGGGACAUUCUGCAACUUCGAUGAGCACCUUGGAUCCGCCAGACACAGUUUGCCUUUUUACUGCGACAAUACAACUAUACUACAUCUUAGGAGACAUAAUUUCCGAGCUCUAUGGGGGGAACGUGGACGUUGAUACAGGGCUGACCGUUCCAACAAUGCUGGAAAGGACUGUCGUUCUUGAACAGAAACUAGCAGCCUGGAAACAUAACCUGUUCCCGCCCCUGCAACGGAGGCCAUGGGAUACUCUUGAUCCUGAUACGAUCUCACUCUCCGCUUGGGAUCCUGUUUUCGACCGACUGAGCGUCAUCAUCACGCUCAGAUAUCUCAAUACGCGGAUUUUACUGCACAGACCUAUCCUAAGUGCCUUUCUACGUCAAAGGGCUCGGGUGAAAGUACCCGGCGAACCCCUCGAACAGGAAGAUCAAUUUUUCAAUGAUCUCGGAGAACGAAGCGUCAAGAUUUGCCAGCAAGCAGCCAUGGAAAUCGUCGAGAUUGUCCACAAGACGAGUAAGCCACCUGCCUUACUUGGGGCAUGGUGGUUCACUGCCUAUUACACAUUCAAUGCGGCCCUGGUGAUAUUCAGUUGCGUUUUGCUAGAAAUCACGCCCUCGAACGUGCGGACUGUGAACAGUCCACCGAUAACCACCACCGACUCCUUAGACUCUGCCAAAAUUGUCGAAAUGAUUACGCGACUCCGGCGGGCGAUGGAGACUCUUAAGCGGUUCGGCGAGGGCACCAAAUCCGCAAAGAGAAUCAGAAAGACACUCGUGAAGCUCAUCCAGAUAUGCAUGACACUAGUGCAGCUCAAUCCCGAACAUGGUCCAGCCAUAUUGUCUGCUUUGGCCUCUGGUCAGUCGGGCGAGGCGGGACAGACAAGUAACCAGAACGGCCUCUCUUUGCAGCCUCAAGGAGCCAUGGAUGGUACUAUGGCAACGAAUGGCAUCCUACCGACCCUAGGUCAAGACGACCCUUUCGCAGCUUUUGACAUGAGCAUGCACCAGUAUUGGACAGACAACAGUCUCGAUCUGUUUGCUGACCUUGUGGGUGUUGAGCCAGGUUUGACUGCUAUGAUGGCUGGCUAG
Molecule: messenger RNA, 2394 nt
Organism: Fonsecaea multimorphosa CBS 102226
Lineage: Eukaryota; Fungi; Ascomycota; Eurotiomycetes; Chaetothyriales; Herpotrichiellaceae
Exons: 5
Coding region: 1-2394 (797 amino acids)
Biological process (GO): positive regulation of transcription from RNA polymerase II promoter by galactose; DNA-templated transcription
Cellular component (GO): nucleus
Molecular function (GO): RNA polymerase II cis-regulatory region sequence-specific DNA binding; DNA-binding transcription factor activity, RNA polymerase II-specific; zinc ion binding
Source: RefSeq, a predicted model, not a curated record